Erinaceus europaeus (western European hedgehog) is the source of this 3173-nucleotide messenger RNA. RefSeq names its product elastin (gene ELN). The record is from RefSeq and is a predicted model, not a curated record. The transcript has 36 exons. Lineage: Eukaryota; Metazoa; Chordata; Mammalia; Eulipotyphla; Erinaceidae. The coding region runs from base 61 to 2232 and encodes 723 amino acids. Gene Ontology annotation, molecular function: extracellular matrix structural constituent.
AGCAAUUAGGCUUUGGGGAUAAAACGGGCCGGAGAGCAGACUGGGGCAUUUCUCCCCGAGAUGGCGGGGCUGACAGCUGAGGCCCUGCGGCCAGCGGCCCUCCUGCUCCUGCUCUCCGUCCUGCAGCCCUCGCAGCCUGGAGGGGUUCCGGGGGGUGUUCCUGGUGGAGUCCCUGGAGGUGUCUAUUACCCAGGAGCUGCUGGUCUUGGAGGCCUGGGAGGAGGAGCUCUGGGCGCUGGAAGCAAACCCCCUAAGCCAGGGGCUGGGCUCCUCGGAGCAUUUGGACCAGGUGCUGGGGCACUGGCUGGUGGUGGUCCCGGAGCUGGCCUGAGCAUCUACCCUGGAGGCCUGGUGCCUGGUGGAGCGGCUGGCGCAGCAGCGGCCUACAAAGCAGCAAAGGCUGCAGGUGCUGGCCUUGGUGGCGUUGGUGGCAUUGGUGGAGUUGGUGGUCUCGGCGGCGUGGGGGGCCUGGGCGUGUCCACAGGAGCAGCUGUGCCCCAAACUGGAGUGGGGGUCGGAGCUGGUGUAGGUGGGAAGCCUGGCAAGGUGCCUGGUGUGGGGCUGCCAGGUGCCUACCCAGGUGGGGUGCUCCCAGGCGCAGGAGGCCGCUUCCCAGGCGUUGGGGUGCUCCCUGGAGUUCCCACUGGAACAGGAGUCAAGUCCAAGACCCCAGGUGGAGGCGGAGCUUUUGGCGGGAUCCCAGGAGUUGGCCCCUUUGGGGGACAGCAGCCCGGAGUCCCUCUGGGGUACCCCAUCAAGGCCCCCAAGCUUCCAGGUGGCUAUGGCCUGCCCUACAGCACUGGGAAGCUGCCUUAUGGCUACGGGCCUGGAGGAGUAGCAGGAGCUGGCGGCAAAGCGGGGUACCCGACCGGGACAGGGGUUGGUGCCCAGGCAGCGGCGGCGGCUAAAGCAGCGAAGUAUGCUGGGGCAGGAACUGGAGCUCUGCCUGGAGGAGCCGGAGCCAUUCCAGGGAUCGGAGGGCUGGCAGGAGCCGGGACUCCAGCCGCUGCAGCCAAAGCAGCAGCCAAAGCAGCCAAGUACGGGACUGCAGGAGGUUUGGUGCCUGGGGUGCCAGGCUUUGGCCGGGGAGUUUUCCCAGGUGCUGGUGUGCCUGGUGCUGUGGUGCCAGGUGUUGGAGUGCCAGGCGCUGGGGUCCCUGGUGUUGGAAUCCCAGGUGUUGGAGUCCCAGGUGCUGGAGUCCCAGGGGCCGUGUCACCAGCUGCAGCUGCUAAGGCUGCUGCCAAGGCAGCCAAAUAUGGUGGCAGAGGCGGCGUAGGAGUCGGGGGCAUUCCCACCUACGGGGUGGGCGCUGGGGGCUUCCCCGGUUAUGGCGCUGGAGCCGGGGCUGGAGCAGUACCUGGAGCCGGCAUCUCCCCUGCAGCCCAGGCAGCAGCUGCAGCUAAGGCUGCCAAGUAUGGGGCGGGGACUCCUGCAGCUGCAGCCGCCAAAGCCGCUGCCAAGGCUGCCCAGUAUGGCGUGGUCCCCGGAGGCGUGGUCCCCGGAGGCGUGGUCCCCGGAGGCGUGGUCCCCGGAGGCGUGACAGCCGGCGCCCCGACCGGUGGCAAGUCUGCUGCUCAGCUGGCCGCCAAAGCCCAGCUCCGGGCUGCCGCUGGACUUCCUGCUGGGGUGCCGGGCUUUGGAGCUGGUGCUGGGGUCCCCGGGUUUGGAGCUGGUGCUGGGGUUCCUGGAUUUGGAGGUGGUGCAGUACCUGGAUCUCUGGCCGCUGCUAAGGCAGCCAAAUAUGGUGCAGGGGCUGCUGGGGGCCUGGGUGGUCCUGGUAGCCUCGGGGGAGCAGGGGUCCCCGGCACUGUGGGAGGAGUCGGGCCUGCUGCUUCUGCUGCUGCUGCUGCCAAAGCAGCUGCUAAGGCUGCCCAAUAUGGAGGACUUGGAGCUGGAGGACUUGGGGCUGGAGCACUCGGGAUUGGAGGACUCGGGGCCGGCGGAGCCAUCCCAGGGGCCGGGGGCUUUGGAGGUGUGUCUCCAGCUGCAGCUGCUAAAGCAGCCAAAUAUGGUGCUGCUGGCCUUGGAGGUGUCUUAGGGGCCCGGCCCUACCCAGGAGCAGGUGUGGCAGCCAGGCCUGGCUUUGGACUGUCUCCCAUUUACCCAGGUGGUGGAGCUGGGGGGCUGGGAGUUGGAGGAAAGCCCCCCAAGCCCUAUGGAGGUGCCCUGGGAGCCCUGGGUUACCAAGGUGGGGCCUGCCUGGGGAAGUCCUGUGGCCGGAAGAGGAAGUGAGCCCCCCCAGGACCCCCGACCUACAACCUCAUCAACGUUGGUGCUACUGCUUGGUGGAGAAUGUAAACCCUUCCUGACCUCCCCCCCUCCACACACCUAAAUCCCCUCUCCUGAACCCCUGGCCUGGGGAGAGGGGACAGGCAGGCUGGGCAGCCUUGGAAAUCCACAGGACAAAGAAAACAAGAGAGCAGAGCCCCCCCCCACUCCAUCCCAGGGAGACCUACCCACUUAAGAGGCAAGGGAGUGGGAACCCCCUUUCCCACCCAGGAGCUCACACACACACACACACACACACACACACACACAUUCUCUCUCCAUCUUGAGAAGAACUUGGUGCUACAGGCUGGUGCUCUCAACUUCCAGACGGGAAAGGAGGAGGGAAGGGCAGCCCCUUGUGGGGAUCCCCCCCUCCCCAGGACUCCUCUGAAGCAGGUGCAGACACUUUCUGGGCAGGCCUGCAGCCUCCCCUUCGUGCCCGGGACCCGCCCCAGGCUGUGGUCCCCUUGGUACCCCAGCUGGAUUCGGUCACCCCAUCUCUGGCUGCCUCAGCCCUUCUCCCCCCUCUCCCAAAGGCUGUUCCCCACAUCUGGUGCACCUUCACUUAGAAGGAACCCCCCCAAUUGGGAAUAGCCCUCUUUCUCUUGUGGAAACACCCUCUCCCACCCACCUAUCCCUCAGUCCGUCCAUCCUGCUCUUCCGGGACCGCCAGGUACCACCAGCCUGUGCCCCCACCACCAGCACCCCAACACAGGGGCCUGUGUGCCUGAUGGGGUGCAAAGGCCAUGCCGGAACUGGGGGACAGGCAUCUCCCCCCUUGGGUGUCCCCCCCACGCAGUACUGUAUCCCCCCACCUAGAGCCACUGUCAUUCAGAGCAUCCCACCCCCCAUCUCUUUGUGUCUUGCUGUGAUAGAUCAGUAAAUAUUUUAUUUUUUGUCCUGGA